Molecule: messenger RNA, 857 nt
Organism: Paramuricea clavata
Lineage: Eukaryota; Metazoa; Cnidaria; Anthozoa; Malacalcyonacea; Plexauridae
Source: the annotation of a GenBank genome assembly
AUGCAUGCGCCCCCAUUUAACGCUGCAGAUUUUGAUGCUUUUCUAAAUCAAAAUGGUGUUCGCCACAGGAAAAUCACCCCUUACUGGCCGCAAGCUAAUGCCGAAGCGGAGCGUUUCAUGCGCACAUUAGAAAAAGCUGCACGAGCCGCCCAUAUCGAAGGAAGAAGAUGGCAAGAUGAGUUAGAUACUUUUCUUUUGAAUUACAGGUCAACGCCGCAUUGCACAACUGGUAUCAGCCCGGCAGAGCUUCUAUUCAAUCGAAAAAUUCGGAAUAAACUGCCAAGUGUGGACCGGUUAGACCCCAUGCCCUCAGACAUCGAAGACAUCCAUGAAAAAGCUAUCAACAACGACUCUAAGAGAAAGGAGAAGAUGAAGAAAUUUGCGGACAAACGGAAUCAUGCAAAGAACAUUAAUCUUCAAAUAGGAGAUUAUGUCUUAGUCCGACAGCAAAAGAAAAAUAAGCUAUCUACCCCAUUUGGUAAAACGCCAUACAGAGUAACAGAAAUAAAAGGGACAAUGAUCACUGCGACUAGCGAAGAUAGCGGCAACAUUACCAGAAAUGUUUCAGUGUUUAAACAAAUCCCAAACCCAAACCUUGAACCACAAGAUCAAAUUAUCGAGGAUUUUCAUGGUGAUAUGCCUAACACGGAAUUGACGCGCAGAUAUCCAACUCGGAACAGAAGAAGUCCAGAAUUUUAUAAUAGUUCACAGACAUAGUAUGAACCUAUACAAACUUGAAGUUUUAGUUGUUGAGUUGUUAUUUAUGAAUGUUUUAUUCUAAAAGGAAAGGAGGGAUAUAGUAUUGUGACGUAUAGGUCACAUGAUCUAGUCACGGGACAGUGAACACAUGUACUGUG